UGCCACGUGCUUUUAAUUUAUUAUUACUAGUGAUGUCCUGUCCAGGUACGUUGAAUCUAAUCGAAUCCAAGAACAGCCUUUACAAUGCAUCUCUAGAUCUGGAACGACAAAUUAAAAAGGAAGGAAAAAAGAAAAAAAAAAGAACGAAAAAAAGAAAGAGAGAGAGAGAGAGAGAGAGGGGGGGGCAAAUACGUUAAUAUUUAGGUUGAUAAGAAUGGCGCAGAGCUCAGCAGCAGCAGCAGGAGGAAGCCAUUUCUGCCGGGGAUCAAGAACAAAGAAGACCAAAUCAAUCCUCCGUCGUCGAGAAGUUGGACGCCCUGUUCCCGCUGUCUCUUUCAUUAGAAGGACGGAUUUUUCUUCUUCUUCUUCUACAUUUUAUUAUCAUUCAUCUCGCUCUUCGAGGACGCCAGCGUUGAUCAAGAUUCAAAGCGCCCGCAGUGGAGGAGGAGCGGGAAGAGGCGGUGUUGUUGCUGAUGAUGAUGACGACGACGUUGAUUCUGAUGGACCCCAUUUGAUCCUCUCGUCGUCGUCGUCGUCGUCGUCGUCGUCACCGGACGCGAAUACGGAUACGAAUACGAACACCGAUACCAACAACAGCGUUGUGUACCUGGGAGCCCUCUUCGCCUUGUGGUAUAUCUUCAACAUCUACUGCAACAUCUUUAACAAGCAGGUUCUCGAGGUCUACCCUUUCCCUUUGACCGUUACAGCAUUUCAAUUUGCUGUUGGGACUCUCUUUGUACUUCUUAUGUGGACUAUGAACCUCUGCAAGAGACCUAAGAUAGUGUCAUCCCAGCUUAUCGCGAUAUUUCCUUUGGCCAUUGUGCACACAUUCGGAAAUCUUUUCACUAACAUGAGUCUUGGAAAGGUUGCUGUUUCAUUCACUCACACUAUCAAAGCUAUGGAGCCCUUUUUCACGGUCAUCUUGUCUACCUUGUUCCUAGGAGAGGCUCCUACUGCUUGGGUCUUGUUUUCUCUCGUGCCAAUUGUCGGCGGUGUUGCAUUAGCAUCUCUGACUGAAGCGUCUUUUAACUGGGCUGGAUUGUGGAGUGCCAUGGCUUCCAAUCUUACCUACCAAUCCCGCAAUGUGCUGAGCAAAAAAAUCAUGGUCAACAAAGAGGAAUCUCUGGACAACGUAACGCUCUUCUCCAUUAUAACAAUUAUGUCGUUUUUCCUGUCACUCCCAAUAGCUCUGUUUGUUGAAGGCGUCAACUUCUCUCCAUCUUAUAUACGUUCUGCUGCUUUGAGUGUGAGGGAGAUUUAUACGAGGUCCUUCCUUGCAGCUCUCUGCUUUCAUGCUUAUCAACAGGUUGCAUAUAUGAUUUUGGCUAGGGUGUCGCCUGUCAGCCACUCAGUAGGCAAUUGUGUAAAGAGAGUAGUGGUGAUAUUGUCAUCAGUUCUCUUUUUCAGGACUCCAGUAUCGCCUGUUAAUUCACUUGGAACUGGUGUCGCACUAGCUGGAGUAUUCCUAUAUUCAAGAGUAAAUAAUGCCAAAGCAAAGGCUUCAUGAGGACCCCUGGCAAGUGGCCUAGUGGUUGGGGGUUGGCCCAUGGCUCAAAAGGCCAAUGGUCGAUCUGUGUCUAUGACAUGCAUAUCUCUAAUUUUUAACUAUUAGACACAUUGCAAAACUUCUACCAUUCACCCGGGUCUGGAAUGUGAAAGGAGGACCCAAGACCCGGCGUUUACUUGGCUGGAACUGAGACAGGGUUCCUCUCAGCAAAAAAAAAAGAGGCUUCAUGAGGGAGAGGGGCCAUCAUAACAUUUCUUAUCCCGCCGUUUCAAAUACAGUUAGCUUUUUCUUUGAUGUUGUAUCCGUUCUUUCUAAUUUAUUAUUACUGUCAAAAAGAGGAGUGCGAUAAUUAUGUAAUUCUUGAUACCGUGUCAUCUAUUUCCACUGGCACAAUGUACAUUCAUGUAGAAUUUGUUUCUGUGGGUGUUUGCUU
This is a messenger RNA of Asparagus officinalis (garden asparagus), 1940 nucleotides long. RefSeq names its product phosphoenolpyruvate/phosphate translocator 1, chloroplastic-like. Gene Ontology annotation, molecular function: antiporter activity. Gene Ontology annotation, biological process: transmembrane transport. The record is from RefSeq and is a predicted model, not a curated record. Lineage: Eukaryota; Viridiplantae; Streptophyta; Magnoliopsida; Asparagales; Asparagaceae. The coding region runs from base 215 to 1507 and encodes 430 amino acids. The transcript has 9 exons. Gene Ontology annotation, cellular component: membrane; Golgi apparatus.